UCACUCUCAGUGUGUACAGCAGUGUGGACUGGAGAGGAGACACGCUUUCACCACUGUGAUAGGCUUUAAAUAGCCUCCUGACUUUAGAUUUCCAGCUGAAGCUUUGUGGCACCGCAGGGAGUGUGAGGAUGAUCCCUUAUUUCUGCUUGCUCCUCUGCUGGCUGGCUCUUCCUCUACAAGGUCUGGAGAUACUUGACCCAGAGGAGGUGGAAUACAUUCGCUCUCGUGCUACAGCGAGAGUGGGAGGCUCAGUCACCUUGGACUGUGGUUCUACCAUGCCCACCAUCUUCAUCUGGGGCUUCACCAAACCAGGAACUGAAAAUAACGUAGCAGUGGCUUACAACUAUGGACAGGGCCCGAAGCUCCACUCUCCGUCCAGCAGCCUGGGCCGUAUGCAGGUGGCCAUCAACAGCUCUGCUUUGGUCAUAGAGGAGCUUCAGAGGGACGCAGAGGGGAUGUACACCUGCCAGGCUUUGUAUGAUACAGAUGAAGGGGCCAGGAUAACUUUCUACUUCACCCGGUUGGAUGUGGAGGAUGACUGAUGAUAACUCUCUGGCUUAUUUAGUUCCCAUCAGCCUCGUCACUUCACAAGUGUGUCGAUUAAUGUCUGCUCUUAAGAUUCAUGACCACUGUGUGUAUCUUCAAACCAUCUGCUUUAAAGAGUUGGCUCAUCCAAAUUCCCCAAAACAUGUUCUCAAACUUACUUCCAGUGGUAUUGAGCCAAGCAUGUCGAUUUGUCAAGAUUUUCUUGCCCCCACUAUAAUACAGUGAGGGGAAUUUCACCAAUGAAAAUAUACGGCUAAAGGAUCAAUUUCCAACAUUUAAAUCUGUUUACUCACCAUGGAGAGUACUACUCAACAGUUGUCUAAUAUAGGGGAGCUUUGUAAGACUAAGACCUGCGUAAAGUCAUCAGGGGUUAAUUUGACUUGGCCUUGGACACUACAAAUUGUUAACCAAGCACCAAACAAGCUACUAAAAUUUUGUAGCUUGUCCCAUACAAGGGACUAAAAACCAAGAUAUCUCAGAUUCUGCUUCAUUGAUUUUGACUACUCAUCUGUCUCAUGUGAGUCCCCAGACUUUACUGGGAGAACUCAGAAUUUUUGUACUACCUCGAUGUCUCUUUGGAAACAAAGUCCUGGUUACUAUGGGUAAUCAGACCUCUAUAUGAGCAAUUUAAACAGAAGUAUCAAAUAAAUUGUCCCUAAAAAACACAUUGUGACAUUGUGUUCUGUGAAUUAUCCAGAGUAACAGGGAGGCUAUUUCACACUGCUGUACAUCACAAACAAAAUUCCACUCACAGUUGGCAGAAAUCUCAUUAAUAGUUAACUCGAUACCUGGGCGAACAAACCCCAAACUGCGGGGCGAAAUACCACGAGGGUUAAGUGACAAAAUGUUUUUUGUCCUUUCAGUGAACAGUUUUAGCGCGAGACUGGACUGCAAUACACACUGAAACACUUUGAUCAGUGAAAGACUGUGCUAUUGUGUCCUGCAAUCUUUGUAGCCAUAUAAACUUACGAAGCGUGACACCAUGUAGACCUGAGGUUGCGGUUUUCUUUUCAAAUACUUAACCAGUCUUGUGUUGAUUAUUAAAACCAUCUGGAUAGUGGGUUCAUUAGACAAGACUAUUUUUUUUGUUUUUGUUUUUCUUGAAAUAUAUUGUUCAUUACUGUUUCUGCUUAAUUCUAACAGCCAACAUGCUGUGCUGUUUUUCUUUCUUUAAGUGUAUUAGUCUCAGUUAUUUAACUACUGUGUGUUGUCAUUUUCAGCUGAGUGAAAGACUGUGGCACGACCAGACUGACACAUCUCAACAUUUUAAAGCACAUCGCUCGAGGCCACAAUCUCUCAUUCCUGAAUAAUUUCUGGGGAACAUUUCAGCUCCUUUGAACUGACAGAUACCUUGACAUGAAUCCUUGCACAUAAGACAAAUGUUCUCCUAAAUAAUUCAUCCGUAUGAAAUAAACAUUACAUUACUCAUAUGU
This is a messenger RNA of Morone saxatilis (striped sea-bass), 1979 nucleotides long. RefSeq lists its product as uncharacterized. The transcript has 2 exons. The record is from RefSeq and is a predicted model, not a curated record. The coding region runs from base 129 to 542 and encodes 137 amino acids. Lineage: Eukaryota; Metazoa; Chordata; Actinopteri; Moronidae.